AUGGCGCACCAUUCCUGUCGUGUGGCAGUCACGUCUGGCGAAGAAUUGCUGCAGAUCCGCAGAGAAGUCUUGCCCAGCAAGCCCGCCUGCGAGCCAGCAAUUAACACGGCCGAGUUACGCGAGACCCUCGGGGGUCAACGACACACGAGGGUCUGCCCAUGCGGGCGCUCAGCGCUGGACCGGUAGGAACAUACAAACCAGACAAGGACAGAACCCUUCAUUACAAAUCUACGGGCAGAAGGAUCGAGAGUUGAUGCACACAGAGUGACUAUCGCAGUAAAGCUGUUCUCGGCUAUCCUGCCUGCCUACUAUUUCGCACAGAACUGGCGUCAUGCUAUUGGGCGAUAUAAUACAAGUAACGGACCAAUGAAAUAGUUAUUUUCGGACAAAAUUCUUUUAUCCAGGGCCAUGGAUUAGGACACACCAUUAAACAGGUGUAUUUUCUUCCUUACUGUUGCCCGUUUGCAGAUAAAUCCGAAAGCCGCGAACCAAUACUAUAACAAGGAGCAGAUGCAAGUAGACAGGCAGCUGUUAAAAUUUUGUCCGAGAGCUGGCUACGGGCGGGACAUUUAGUUGGUGAAAAGGAGGAAACUAGCUUUUACAGCAAAGUAUAGAUGUCUGUGCUGAUGUAUACUUUGGUUUCUAAACUCGUUUGCUCAAAGUUACCGGAAAAUAUGCCUUCAAGAGCAAUUCAUUGUGAAGAAAGAGAAGACUAUGGUUCAGUCUCAAAGGGAAUCUAAUUUGGUCGUAAUAAAGCUUGAAAUCGUUAUUGAGUUCGUUGGCAGAAAGAAGGAAGUUAUCGAAAAAUCUUUUUAAUUUCAAAUGGACCCCUAGAUCAGUUAGCGUUCUGUCACUAUUAAAAAGCUGCUGGCAUUCAAAGUGCGAGGAGAUGACGGUAGGGGAGGGCAGUUUUUGGUAAUUAACGCUGUGAGCAGCUCUUUGGGCUGAAAUGGCUCCAAAUGAAUAUUUAAAAUUGCCUGGGCCACUAAAAGACGGAAAGUACGACUAGGACCGUGACUGUGCCAAUAAUUACUGAGCCAUUUAUUAGACGGUAGGCUUACGAAGCGACAAACUAGCAUCUCAUCCCAUAUUCUGUCGGCGCCUUUGAUCACAGAGUCGGUUCGCCGUAACAUCGCAACAUUGCAACAACUAAUGGCAACAUUAUGGACUAGUGAACGUCCGCACGAUCAGUAGGAGCCAACCAACUGACUGUUUGCUAUCCCGAUAUCCGCCGUUCAGCAUGGUGUGCUAGGUGGAUAUUUACGCAUUUCCACAUGUGUGGCUGAGGGGUUUAAGCUAAUUUUCUUAAAUGAAACCGUAUUCUAGGCAUCGUCGUCAUCACCAUCAGGUCAGUACGGGUACAUGUAUCAUGGAAGUAUGUGUCUUGAACAGGGUUUAUAGACGCUUCGGGGAACUAUUCACAAUCCUCGUUCUAAGGCCGUCCGUAUGGCAAACGUCGGAGUGUUAUGGCCAUUGUGGCUGGGCCAGGGAGGUCGGAGUUAGAGUGUGAGCGAUGCCUGUGUGUUGACACGCACUGUAAUGGGGGAUGGGGCGGUGUGUAAUUAACACCUGGAGUCGGCGUUGGCCACGUAAAAUGGGACAUUUGCACCAACAUCUUUUGACAUUCUCAGAACGGUGGGCUUGCUAGCUGAACAAUCGAUGCCUCCGCUGUUGCAAACACCCUUUGUUUUAGAGCAGUUUGCUUCGCAUGAUAUACAACCCGAAGGGCUUCUUUUGCGUCGAUUUGGCGACUCGUAUGUAUGUGAUGUGUCGUGCAUUAGGUCGGUCACAGAGUGAUUUGAUGCUAAUUUGCGGACUCGGGUACAGUGCUGAUGAGAACUGAUUAGAAACACAAAACCCCGUCCGGCUGCAAAUUAUCACGAUCUUCAUUGUCUAUAGUGUCCAGAGUACUCCGGACCAUAAGGAUGAGCGUCCGCGAAUGCCUGAAUCGCGGUGCCCCCUCGCGCUAGGUAGAAACUAAAUAGGCUUCUAAAUGGUCAUUCUAGUCCCUUUUUGUUAAAUUUAUCUCCAGCCAGUAAUGUAGGUGAAGUGAGACCCAUUUCUGUAGCGAUUUGUUUAUACGAAAACGGCACAAAGCCCGAAAACACUGAUCAGGAUUAGUCUGACGUUCAUCUAGUUGACCGAAUGAAACUCCCACAAUCUUUAACCUAAAAGAUACAUUAGAAAGGGCCCUCUAACUUUAUUCGAGAGCCUUUUUAACCAGAAUGGCCUGCAAUUAGUUUUUAUAUCAAGAGUAUACCCUUAAUUUAAUAAUAACUAAAAACAACCUUCAAGUUGAAAGGCAUCGCAGGGUGAUUAAAUGGCAUUUUAGUCAGCUGUUCAGAUACUGUGAUAAGUUUUAGAGGAAAAGUUCACCUGAAACAUUCUUCCCUCCAAACUGUAUUCGAACAUUAGCCCAUUGAUCAUCUGAGAUAGCGGCGAUGUUAUUUAGGUCAGCCGGGAGAGAGACACCGUGUCAUGAGUCUUAAUUAAUUUCAGAUUAUUGGUGCACGUAAAGUUUAAAGUGUUUUCACAGAAUCAGCGCAUAGUAGAGAACUCUUAUCGGUAAUGCAUAAACAUCACGGAAAGCUAUUUGCACUUCCGCAAGGUGUUAGAAAAUGUUGGCAUUCUCUAACACCCAUACGAAAAGGCGGCCAUAUCGGAGACAUGAAUGUCCGAAUAAUGGUCUCAAUACACAAAACGUAGGGAGUCCUCUCACUUUCUAAAUACAUAUUCCCAGCUUUUACCAGAGGACAUGGAUCUAGCAGCUGUUGGGUCAAUACGGACAGUUUAGUGCCCACAGUGGUCUUUUCUCUGCGGUGAGGGCCAAUUUCCUUUCGAAUAUAGCCAAAACUCGGUUUAAUGAUCUCAAAUAGUACACAUGGUAAAUACAAAAGGCCAUUUCCGGAAUGCAAUUGAAAAAGGGGCCGACUGGGUGGCCUGGAACAAGCGUCUACUUCAUAUGAUAUUGUAGAAUCCGUCUAGAAACAAUAACCCAAAACUUAGAUUGUACGACUGAGAGACGGACAGACGGAGGUACGCAGGGUUUCUGCAAUGCUUAAGGUGUGCGGGGCAUCUACGGAUGGGCAGGCUCCAGUCCCUCACUCAUCCUCUCAGAAGUGGUUUUUGCACUUAAAACAGCUGGAGAAGCACAUUCGGAAGGACUAUUCCAAAUGCCAGUGACCGAGCACGCUUCAUCCUCACCACAAUCAUUUGCCAUGAUGCCCGCGGAAUAACCAGACAGUAGAUUUAAAGGCAGUUAAACAGAAAUCUUCAUUAGAGCUGACAACCGCUUAACUCGCCUACUGCCAUCUUCAGGGCUCACCAACCUGUGGUCCGCAAAAAACAACAAAGACUUCCACCCGGUCCUAUAGCUAUUGCAAAGUCAAGACCUUGCCUCAGCUGGCCAAUAAAUCACAGCGGAACACUCAGCUGAACGGUUCUCCUAAGAAAUGGUAUUGGGGAGAGGGGCGACAUUGCCAAUCUGUUAUCGGGCAAAGACUGGUGCCGCCAGUCGCUGAGAUAAGGAGGGGUGAGAGAUGAAGCAAGCGAGAGAGAGAGGGCGCAUGUUAUUUUGACGUGAUCAGAAUUUUCAGUUAAAAAUUGCCUUCGCAAAUAACACGCACUAAAACUGCAAGUGGUCGGAGAAGGAGAAGGAACGAGCGUCGGUGUUCAGCGUAUAUUCACAGACGUGAACUAUCGGCCAUGUCGUUGCUGUCGUCGAUCGGUUGCGCUUGUGGGCAUCAAAAAUUCGAAGGCGCGCCACUUGUGAGGGCAGACGGCUUAUCCUGCCGCCCAGUGGACGCGACUCUCCAAAUUCGCUGAGGACAUGCUGGUGUAGCUAACAGGCUGACUAAUCAAACGGUAGGGAUUAACCCGGCUGGGUCAAACUCCUCGCAGCUGUGUCAUUCGGCGGUUAAACAUGUAUCUGAGCUUUUAGCUGGUAUCUGUGCCGUCUAGUAUACUGUGCAGCCCACACAUACUAUUGGCUGCCUGUUGACAGUUUGUGAAUAUUACGCAGUUAUUCCGCUGUAGCUGACGUACUAUGGUCCAAACGAUUCGUAUCAAAUUUCAGUCUGAGCCUACAAGUCUUAAAUAGAUUGACUUACCCAAAUUUGGAGACUAGUUUCUAAGGAAGUUAAGGGCCUGCAGUUUAAAUGUUGGAGUGUCUACCAGAUCAAUACAGGGGUCAGAUUGGAGUUCGGCAAGCGUUAUCGGAAUACGCGCCCACAACAAAUGUCAAUAUUUGGGGUGCGAGGGCAGGCCUAGUUGUUAGCGCGAGCCGUGCCAAUUGGUGUUCGUUCUGUCUCCACCGCCCCUCUAUUUUUCUUGCGCAAUAUCCCGUUCAGUGUAAGUUGUGGGCGAGGGGUUGUGGUGGUACGCCUAGGUGCGGGUAUUCGCUGUGUCAGCCACCUGUGGCCGCUACCGCCUUCAGUUUUAUUGGUCAUGUCCUGACACCAGGUCCAAGCGGGGGGAGGAGAGAGUUCGGUAGGUGCUGUUUAAGCCUGUUUUCACUGUAAACUAAUUAAAGCAAAAGUCACCGUUCGUGCUCUACCAUGCUGUGGGGCACACGGUGGAAAUCGCUGAAAUUUACACUCGAACUGCCACCUAUCAGAAAGCACACAGGGAACGCUUGUGGACUCAUUGAUGAGCCGAACCCCUCGCAGCUGUGUCGUGCAGCAGCAGAAUAUCAGCGAAGCAUGCGUAUGGACUGAAAAUUAUGACAUAUCGUACAACUCCAGUACCUCUAGCAGAAUGCACAUACUUAUGCAUGAAGACGGAAAGGUAGGUAAAGCCUGCCGGUGAAUGAAAAUAGUGAUCCCAUGACAACAACCCGUGGAAGAGUGCUUUUCAGGCGGGUGAGUAAAGUGUAUACUGUCAAUCAAAGGAUAUGCGGAAACCCAGCAGAUACAUCUCUCAAAUGCUGCUGGAUCCAGCUAUGUUUCUUUUUCUCUCUUCUUCUCUCCCUGAUAACUAAUUACAGUAUGUAUCAGGAAAUAUCUGGCGACUCAAGUUCUUACUCAUAAAGUCGGCAUCAGUUCGCCGCAGAAUAUUUCUACAAGCUGUGGUAACCGCAGUAGAUCUAGCAACUACAAAAUACGAUUUCCUCCUUUCUCCUCAUAAAUACUCGCAUGGUUCUAGUCAAGUGAGCCUAUGUUGCGUACAUUGUGCGAUAUGAAACCUGUAACCCCGAUAACAACUUUCGACUACGCCUUCUUUUAUCAGCAAUAGUUUCAGUUGGACUGUAGUUCUACAAGCAAGGGGUAAGAUCUCAAGUUUAUGCGUAUGCAGCUACAAGCAGACUAUUUUUAGGGAAAUUCUAGCCCAGUCUGCAAAAGGGCGAAAAAUCACCUCAUAAUUGUAAACCUUUGCUAACUUAAUUAUGUACUUGUCUUGAAAGAACAAGGUUCGGCGGAAAAAUUGCGCCCUGCUUUGAAGGAAAGGCAAUUAUCAGAUUUUUAGUUAACAGUAGUUUAUGUAUCAUUCUUAAAGUAAACACCCUUGUUAAUAACCAUCCAGGUCUAACUUGGACGGAUUCAUGGGGCUCCUUAAUUCAUAAGAGGGAUUAGAGUCAGUUUGCGUAAUUUUAAACAGCGUCGCCUGAUCCGAUGACACUGGAUUACAUGCCCAGUCGUGGAAAAAUCACAAGAUCACUCCCUGUAGCUAAAGCCGUACAAAUUCUGGGGCUUGCCGUUAACCCCUAUAAGAACUCUUGUCAUCAUAAAUCUCUUUUAAUUAAAACUUAUGCAACGACUACGCCAAAAAUACAUGCUCACUUAAAGAAAACAAGAAGUCUGAAACCUGGGUUCACAAAUGCACGCUCAUGAACAGCACGAUUUCCAAGAAAAUGGACUAGCUAAAUUGUUUUCCGUCAUUCUAACGACACAAAUAGCGCACCUCCUCCUCGACAGUUUUCUCAACCAUCGGUGGACGCGCCCAUAUAUCGAGGAAAAAAAAUAAUGAAAAUUAAAGACUGGCAGGUAUGAAUAAAAAAGGUUUGCGGUCCCGAUGUCAGUUGGUUGAGGAGUGUCGCGGAAGUUUGGAAAAGUCGGAUAUUGAGCAAUAAGUGAGAACCAUAAUGAUGUGAAUUUAUAAAUCGUUGGCCUUGCUUAAGCAGUUUAGUUGAACUCGUCCGAACUAAAACACUUUGGUGCUGAAAGUCAAACUCCAGAAGCCAGAGGUUGGCUCAUAUCCUGUCUACUGCAGUACCCCCUCGGCUACAUAUUUUUUGUGGAAGAGAUGCAUUCACUAGGUGAUUGCACAUAUGCAGACUCCGCACCCCUUCCGCAUCCGCAUAACCAUUUCCGACUGCACAGCCCUUCUUGCUUCCUCUCCACACAUAUUUAUUUAGGAUAUGCUCUGAUUGUCUGCACUUGUAUCGUAAUCGCCCUGUUGGGAAAUUAUCUGUUCACAAGGGGUUUGUUUGUGGUGGAUAAACACUAAAGACUUCUUGCUACUCACAAAUGGAAGCCAAUGUCCGAGUGUCAGGUGUAUGUAUGAGUGAGAAAGAGGAAGAUUCAUCGAGUUUCGGAACAAUCUGCUUAUCAUAAUGAGCAGUCAAACUCGUACAGGAGUUCAACGUCAAAGAGGCGUGGGCAACAGCAGAAUAGCAACCACCCAAUGGAUCACAAAUGAACUUGUGUAAGAAUGCUAUUCACGUGGAAUCGGACUCACUGCAGCAACCCAGAGAAAAAAGCAUACGACAUUUGAUAAAUCCGCAACCAGGUUAUGCGUUUACAAGCUGAUGUAUACUAAUUCGCCGCUGGAGGGCCGGGGCAGAAAUAAAAACAAGGGCACAAUGUUCCUCACCGUACAAUAUGGAAGUUCCAGAAGCGACCAAGCGCAUUGCUGUGCGAUUAGGUGUCGUAAUUGCACACUGGACCAAAGCUACCAGGCCCAGUUGGACUAUGAGAAUCAAGGACCGGCUAGGUAUUUGCAGUAAAUAACGGAGUGAAGCAGGACUGCGUACUCGCCCCACCCUCUUUAGACUUAUGUUCUCCGCAUUGCUGACGAACGCAUACCGUAAUAACCACCCCCAGUGUCGCAGUGCUUACAGGACCGACGGACAUCUUAACAGCCGGCGCAUGCAGGCCUCAACACGCCUCUCCACGACUACAGUCCAUGACCCGCCCUUCCGGAAAGACUGCGCUCCAAAACUCGGUACAGGAGCAGACAUGAAAAGGAGCAUGGAUCUCUUCCCCCCCUGGAUGCACCAACUUCGGACUGAACAUCAACACGGAUAAAGCAGUGGUCAUACACCAAUCGCCACCCAACGCCGCACACAAUGCUCGUCGCAUCCAUGUUAACGACACUCAACUGAAGACCGUGGCUAACUUCGCCUGCUUAGGCGGCAUACUCUCACGAUGCAUCAAAAUCGACAAGGGUGUGGCCUAUCGGAUCUCUAAAACUAGCCAAGCCUUCGGCACGCUGUAGAACUCCUUAUGGAACCGCCACGGCCUCCACCUGAAGAUCAGGCUGAGGGUGUAUAAAGCUGUCGUCCUGAUGACACUUCUACACAGAGUGGAAACAUGGACCAUCUACUCUAGCGAUGUCAGGGCUUAACAACGUCCAUCUCAGCUGCCUCACAGAAUUGUGAGGCUGAGAUGGCAGGGCAGGAUCCCGGACACGAAAGUCCUGGACCCAAGCAUUAGCAUCCACGCCAAGCUGAGGCAACUGUGAUGGAGUGGCCACCUGGUGGGGAUGGGUGAUACACGAUUACACAAAUGACUCAUGUACGGCGAUGCUGCUACGGGUGCUAGCCGACUAGGAGGACAUAAACAGCCAUGUAAGGGCACUCCGAAGAACUUGUUGCGAUUGAAGGCUGGCUCGAAUGCUCACAAUGGUCGACAAGACAAAGGUUCCCAGGUCAGAAGUCAGGGAAAGCGGAUUGGGUUAGACAACCUUUACUGCUGAGGAGGUGCGUGCACAAGGCUUUGCAAGCAGUCGCUGCAAGCCAUCUCUCCAGGCAAGAUGUGUUCGUCCGUGUUCGCCGUUGAGGUGCAUAGACCCCAGCGCGUGUGUGCGCCUUUCGGUCUGUCCCAGUUAGCGUCCGCCAGCUAAUCGGAGAAGGACCAGAUUCGACUGGCUUCGAGCUCUCGAGAGGCUAGUGACAAGCCAGCCUCGCGCGGUCCCAUCAGCGAAUUGACAGGGAGCGUGAGGCGGACAGGAAGGCAGACAGACAAAGCGGCGGAGCAUAGGAAAGCGCGGACUGCUACAAACUCCCUGAAACUACUGCACAUCAACCCCGAGGCCUUGGAGACCGGUCUGGAGAAAUGCAGUGGAGACAGGCGCAGCAAUCUACGAGGCAGACCGGAUCGCCGCCGCCAAGGGAGAAGCUUGUACUUUUUAGGCACCCCUGUCCCGCAACAUCGUCACUCAACUCCACCCAACAUGCCCUCUUUGGUGGGCCUCGUCUGGCAUUUUCUGACCCAGUGCACCAACCAUCCGACAACGACAACUGCUGUCAAUAGAAGCUAAGAGACGAGUCCCAGGAAGCAGUCUUGAAGAAGAAGACACGAUCGCCGGGACAAUAGCUUUAUUAGCUUGACGUUUCGGAUUCCUGCUCGAAUCCAUCAUCAGCGAUUCGAUCAGGAAUCCGAAACGUCAGGCUAAUAAAUCUCUUGUCCCGGCGAUCGUGUCUUCUUCUUCAAGACAACUGCCGUCCCCGACUGCCCCUGCUCCAAACCCCGCGCCGACCACGACAGCGCCCACCCUCAUCACCGUCGCUCCCAAUCCCUCUGUCCCACCGCCGUCGAUCACCGCCACCUCCAUCAUCUCUGUCACAGUCACCGCGGCGAUGACGAACAUAAUCACCUCUACCACCCCCGCCACAGACCGCAACGGUCCUAACGCCCUGUCAACAACCAACACCCUCACCAUCAUCAUUACCACCUCCAGAGAUGUGGACUCGAUCCCAACCGGUCAUCAUUGCGGCCGCAAAUCCAUCUCACGCAUCGUCCUGGCCGGUCACUUGUGA
This is a messenger RNA of Spirometra erinaceieuropaei, 8977 nucleotides long. Lineage: Eukaryota; Metazoa; Platyhelminthes; Cestoda; Diphyllobothriidea; Diphyllobothriidae. The record is from the annotation of a GenBank genome assembly.